Protobothrops mucrosquamatus (brown spotted pit viper) is the source of this 996-nucleotide messenger RNA. Its product is annotated as proto-oncogene Mas-like. The coding region runs from base 1 to 996 and encodes 331 amino acids. The record is from RefSeq and is a predicted model, not a curated record. Gene Ontology annotation, biological process: G protein-coupled receptor signaling pathway. The transcript is spliced from 2 exons. Gene Ontology annotation, cellular component: membrane. Lineage: Eukaryota; Metazoa; Chordata; Lepidosauria; Squamata; Viperidae. Gene Ontology annotation, molecular function: G protein-coupled receptor activity.
AUGUUUCAGAACUUUACACCAGAUAAUGAAGGGGAAGAGAAGAAUACUGGCCACUCCAUACAUGUCUUGAUCACAGAGGCCGCUCCUACUGUUCACGAAGCCAAGAUAAAUGAGACCCAAGAUUUAUUCCGAGAAGAUGACAUUCUGAUAAUAUUGUUAUACGUUGCUCUACCCGUCCUUGCUUUGGGACUUUUCAGCAAUGGAGCUAUCUUCUGGUUUCUCUGUUGUAGAAUCAAAAAGACUAAAUACACAGUAUAUGUGCUAAAUUUAGCCAUUGCUGAUUUCACUGUCCUCUUCUGUCACAUCAUAUACUUUGUUAUUCAUCUAGUUACAUGGGAAGACACUCUUUUGGACUCGAAUUUCUAUUUGGUAUUUGAUAUUUUGACGUUUUUGGGAUUCAAUACCAGUUUUUUCCUGUUGACAGCAAUUAGCGUGGAGAGGUAUGUGGGCACUUAUUUCCCUCUCUGCUAUCGUUUUAAUCGGCCAAAGCAUCUUUCCACCAUACUAUGUGUGGUCCUGUGGGGCCUCUCCUGUAUCAUGGUGGGACUAGAAUAUAUAUGUUGGCAGGAAUACAUCUCUUCCAGAGCUUCACACCCGGCAAAUAUAUUCAUUGUCAUCGUUUUCAUGGUAUUUUUGCCAGUUAUGAUCUUUUGUAGCUUCAGCCUGUUUAUCAAAGUAUCUAGAUACCCACAGUCAAAAUCUCCAGCUCGGUUUUAUCGUACUGUUGUUAUCACAGUCAUUCUGUUUCUUAUCUUGGCUGUGCCUCAACAGAUCGUAUGUCUGAUGCAAUACAUGCAGCCAACAAUGGAGUUAAACUGGACCAUGAUUCAUAGCUUUUUCUUGCUUAAUUUAAUCAACAGCAGCCUCAAUCCUUUUGUUUACUUUUUUGUUGGGAGACAGAAAAAGCAGCAUUCUAAGGACCCUUUGCAUGCAGUGAUCUAUAGAUCCUGCAAUGAUGAAACCUUGGAUCAUACAAGCAGCAAACAAGUGGCAUGA